Gymnogyps californianus (California condor) is the source of this 859-nucleotide messenger RNA. It is a transcript of the gene MED9, whose product is annotated as mediator complex subunit 9. Gene Ontology annotation, biological process: regulation of transcription by RNA polymerase II. The record is from RefSeq and is a predicted model, not a curated record. Gene Ontology annotation, molecular function: transcription coregulator activity. Bases 1 to 648 code for a protein of 215 amino acids. NCBI's taxonomy places the organism in Eukaryota, Metazoa, Chordata, Aves, Accipitriformes, Cathartidae. The transcript has 3 exons. Gene Ontology annotation, cellular component: mediator complex.
AUGGCCCAAGCUCAGGCCCAGACCCAGGCCUGGUCCCGGCCCCAGCUCAGGCCCAGGCCCAGCCCCAACCCCAGCUCAGACCCGGACCUGGCUCAGGCUCAGGCCCUGGCGCAGGCCCAGGCCCAAGCUCAAGCUCAGGCCCAAGCUCAGAGAAAGGCCCAGGCCCAGGCCCAAGCUCGGGGAAGGCCCAGCCCAGGCCCCGGCGCAGGCGGCUGGCGCGGCGAGGCGGGGCGGCCGAGCUCCGCCCCGCUCCGUCACUGCGCGGCGCCGCGGCCGCCGGCCGGGGUCCGCCAUGGCCUCGGGGGCACCGCCGCCCGCGCCGCCGAGGAGCCGCCGCCGCCCGAGCCGCCCGCCGAGCAGAAGCCGCCGCCGCCGCCGCCCGCGCAGGAGGAGUUCUCCUUCCUGCCGCUCGUCCACGACAUCAUCAAAUGCAUGGACAAGGACAGCCAGGAUGUUCACCAGGUGCUGAAUGAGCUCAAGAACAAAUUCCAGGAGAUGAGGAAGCUGAUCAGCUCCAUGCCCGGCAUCGGUGUGAGCCCAGAGCAGCAGCAGCAGCAGCUGCAGAACCUGCGGGAGCAGGUCCGGACCAAAAAUGAACUGCUGCAGAAGUACAAGAGCCUUUGCAUGUUUGAAAUCCCCAAAGAGUAGGAAGGGCACAGCUCCGCUCUCCGGGUCUGAGAUACCUCCUCUUCUGGCUGAACGGGAGAGAAAAAGGUGGCAGAAGUUUACUUUUCUUUCUUUUAUGCUUGUUUGGUGACGUUGCUCUGAAGUUGUGUCUGUGUGGAUCGCAGGCGUGUGACACUGAACCAGAACACUGUGUGCUUCACCUAUGAUGAUUACAGCGGUACAUUCACUUUGA